GUUGUCACUUGUCAGUUAUUAUUGGUUAAUUUUAUUCCGCCCAGCAGAAAUAAUGUUAAAAACACAAGAAACUUUAUUGUUGAUUUUAUCGUAUGCUCAAAAUGCAAAAUAAUAUUAUUAGUUUGACAAUCUAAUGAUAACAUACAACACUGUUUUGCUUGGCUAGAUUGCAUGAUAGUGUGAAUCAAUAUUUAUUGUCGUAAUUUAUAGGUUAGGUAUCUGUUAACUGCUAAAAACUUAAGAAGUAAUAGGAGCGUGAUUAUAGUAAUCUCAGUAAAAUGGGACAGAAAUACACAAUAUCCAUCGAGAGAUACAGGCACUUCUUUAUAAUACUUUUAAUAGUAAUAUUUGUAUCAUUCUUUAUUAUUCUUGUUGCUCUACUUAAUAUAUUUUCGAAAAAACUAUUUGAAUCUGACAGCACAAAACUGGAGAAAAUAUCACUAGAAAAUUUGAACAAUAUACCAGAAGUGAUUAUCUCUAAACAUGCAUUAGUAGCAGCCAGUCGUAACUAUCGCUGUAGUUAUUAUGAUUGUUUUAAUGUGUACCGCUGUGGUCGCAAAGGAUCAGAUCAAAUAUCAGUUUAUGUGUAUCCUCUUAGGAAAUAUGUUGAUGAACAUGGUUUGUCAGUUGGACCGCAGAUGACAAAAGAAUAUUACGCUAUUCUCAAGGCAAUAGUUAACAGCAGAUAUUACUCUCCAAACCCUGAAGAAGCAUGUAUUUUAGUCCCAUCCAUUGAUACCCUUAACCAGAAUCGCCUUCGAUUGAAAGAAGUGUCUCAAGCUCUUGGAUUACUACCAUAUUGGUAUGGUGGAGAAAAUCACUUAAUAUGGAAUAUGUUGCCUGGAUCAUCACCAGAUUAUAACACUGUUGUGGACUUAGCCCUUGGAAAUGCACUGAUAGCUGGUGCGGGUUUUGAUUCUUGGACAUAUCGAGUAGGAUUUGAUGUAUCCCUUCCAGUUUAUAGUCCUUAUGCUACAACCUUAGACACAGGGAAAUCUGCUAAUCCAAACAGGAGGUGGCUGGUGGUCUCAUCGCAAGUGAACAUCCACCCGGAGUACAGUAUGGAACUGCUAGGGCUGGCUGAGACUCGAGCGGAGCUGCUGGUGCUAGAGCCUUGUCCAGACCAGUCCAACACCUCCCUCCGCUGUUCUGCAGGAACCAUUUACUCCCAUCCUCAUAUUCUCCAGGAAGGCAGCUUUUGUCUGGUGCUGCGUGGCGCCCGCCUUGGUCAGCCUACCUUACUUGAGGCUUUGGCUGCUGGCUGUAUCCCUAUUGUCACAGCUGAUGCCAUGGUCAUGCCUUUUGCUGACAUCAUCGAUUGGAAAAGGGCUGCCUUGUUUGUGGGGGAAGCAGACUUGAAUACUGUGAUAGAUGUAGCGGCAAGCGUAUCGGAGAAACGCAGGGAUGAGAUGAGAGAACAGGGUCUAUGGCUCUACCAGCGCUACUUCUCCACCAUGGAAGCUGUUACCCUUACAGCGUUGGACAUCAUCAACGAUAGAGUGUUUCCCCAUCAUGCCCGUACAUAUGAAGACUGGAAUUUUGCACCACAUAAACGUGUUGCCCAGUCUCCUUUGUUCCUUCCUCUGACAGCUCCCAGAGCUCCUGGCUUCACAGCUGUCAUUCUCACCUAUGACCGAGUCGAAAGUCUCUUCACUCUCAUCAAUAAACUGGUCAGAGUACCAAGCCUCAGUAAAGUCAUUGUUGUAUGGAACAACCAACGGAAGAAUCCACCACCAAUGCAUCUCUGGCCAAAAGUUAACAAGCUGGUAAAAUUGAUUCACACCAAAGAAAACAAGCUAUCUAAUCGUUUUUACCCUUAUGAAGAAAUUGAGACGGAAGCUAUAUUGACCAUUGACGAUGAUAUUGUUAUGCUCACUGCAGAUGAACUUGAAUUUGGUUUUGAGGUGUGGAGAGAAUUUCCAGACCGAAUUGUUGGGUUUCCCUCUAGAACUCACGUCUGGGACAAUUCAACCCAGCGCUGGAAAUACGAGUCAGAGUGGACCAACCAGAUAUCCAUGGUUCUGACUGGGGUUGCUUUCCAUCACAAGUAUUGGAGUUACCUGUACACAACAGCGAUGCCAGGUGACAUCAAGGAAUGGGUGGAUGCUCACAUGAACUGUGAAGAUAUUGCCAUGAACUUUCUUGUAGCCAAUAUCACAAACAAGGCUCCUAUUAAGGUAACUCCUCGCAAGAAGUUCAAGUGUCCUGAGUGCACCAACACAGAGAUGCUGUCAGCUGACCUAGUUCACAUGGUAGAGCGCUCAGACUGUAUAAAUCGCUUCACUUCUGUCUACGGUCACAUGCCUCUGCACACCGUCGAGUUCCGGGCUGACCCAGUGCUCUAUAAGGAUUCCUUCCCUGAGAAACUCAAGAGGUUCAAUGAUAUUGGCAGCUUGUAAAAAACAUAUUGUAAUUCUUUUCGCCGGAUUGUUAACAUAAUUUAAACAAAUCUUGGCAACUUGUUCCGCCUAGACAAAUUCAUAUAUCUGCCUAGUGGUGAUUAAUUCCUUGAGUGCUACACAGUGAUGAAUCAUAAUGCCUGUUUGUGCUGAAACAGUGUUCAACAAUAUAUCAUUGUUGCGAUUUAAUAUAAUGGUUACGAAAAAAGAAUAGGCAAGUAUUAUUAAUUUCAACUAUGUUAUGUUUUUCUAAUGCUUUUUUAAAUCCUAUCCUAGGUAGGCAUAAUAUUUUCAUAUGUGUCUUUUUUUUACUUAACAAUAUGUACUUGUAAAAUAUAUUUUAAUUGGU
This is a messenger RNA of Homalodisca vitripennis (glassy-winged sharpshooter), 2748 nucleotides long. Its product is annotated as exostosin-2-like. Gene Ontology annotation, cellular component: membrane. The transcript is spliced from 10 exons. Gene Ontology annotation, molecular function: glycosyltransferase activity. NCBI's taxonomy places the organism in Eukaryota, Metazoa, Arthropoda, Insecta, Hemiptera, Cicadellidae. The coding region runs from base 279 to 2399 and encodes 706 amino acids. The record is from RefSeq and is a predicted model, not a curated record.